AUGUCUGAUUUUUCAUCUAGUUUCCAAGCCCAAUUGAAGCAGAUUGACUUUAAACUUUCCAAUAACAGAAUCUUACAAAAACUUGAGCAACAACUGCACUUACCUAAGUCAUACAUUGUUGUUGGUGGAUCAUUUGCAUACCUAUUGUUAAUCUUUAUCAAUGUUGGUGGUAUUGGUGAAAUCAUGUCCAACUUUGCCGGAUUCGUUAUCCCUACCUAUUUGUCCUUAAUUGCCUUAAGAACCCCAAGUCCAGAGGAUGAUACCCAGUUAUUGACUUACUGGAUAAUCUUUGGGUUUUUGAGUGUCAUUGAAUUUUGGUCCGCUGCCAUUAUUUAUGUGAUCCCCUUUUAUUGGUUUUUGAAGACAAUCUUUUUAAUUUACAUUUCCUUACCAGCCACAGGAGGUGCUAAGUUAAUCUACACUAGUUUUGUUGGUCCAUUGACAGACAAAUACAUUUUUGGUAGAGCAGGUAUGAGAGGUACAGCUGCCACAGCAAAGAAGCACGAUAUUAGAUCUGCUGUGGAUGAAGCCAGCGAAUCUAAAGGUAAGAAAGCUACUGGGUUUGCCAAGCAUUGA
This is a messenger RNA of Naumovozyma castellii, 576 nucleotides long. RefSeq names its product Yop1p (gene YOP1). Bases 1 to 576 code for a protein of 191 amino acids. Lineage: Eukaryota; Fungi; Ascomycota; Saccharomycetes; Saccharomycetales; Saccharomycetaceae. The record is from RefSeq and is a predicted model, not a curated record. The transcript is spliced from 2 exons.